AAAGAGAAGAAAGUACCGGAGGAUUGCCUUUUUUCCUUUCAGUUAAUGAAAACGACUUUUAUCCUCAUACAAGGCUAAGGGGAGAAAGAGAGAUACCUUUCGGAGGUUGAAAUCCUAUUGAGAAACAUGGAAAAAGGAGCCAGGCACCGGAACAACCCUGAAAAGAACCACCCAGGUGGGAGCAGUUCGCAGGAGGCUGAUUCUGGAGGGGGCGGAGUGGCCCUGAAGAAAGAGAUUGGAUUGGUCAGUGCUUGUGGUAUCAUUGUAGGGAACAUCAUCGGCUCUGGAAUCUUCGUCUCACCCAAAGGUGUGCUAGAGAAUGCCGGCUCUGUGGGCGUGGCUCUCAUCAUCUGGAUUGUGACAGGCCUCAUCACAGCUGUGGGAGCCUUGUGCUAUGCUGAGCUCGGGGUCACCAUCCCCAAAUCUGGAGGUGACUACUCCUAUGUCAAGGACAUCUUUGGAGGCCUGGCUGGGUUCCUGAGGCUGUGGAUCGCGGUGCUGGUGAUCUACCCCACCAACCAGGCUGUCAUCGCCCUCACCUUCUCCAACUACGUGCUGCAACCGCUCUUCCCCACCUGCCUCCCCCCAGAGUCUGGCCUUCGCCUCCUCGCUGCCCUCUGCUUAUUGCUCCUCACAUGGGUCAACUGCUUCAGUGUGCGGUGGGCCACCCGGGUUCAAGACAUCUUCACAGCUGGGAAGCUCCUGGCCCUGGCCCUGAUCAUCAUCAUGGGGAUUGUACAGAUCUGCAAAGGACAGUACUUCUGGCUGGAGCCAAAGAAUGCAUUUGAUAAUUUCCAAGAACCGGACAUCGGCCUCAUCGCACUGGCUUUCCUUCAGGGCUCCUUUGCCUAUGGAGGCUGGAACUUUCUAAAUUACGUGACUGAGGAGCUUGUCGAUCCCUACAAGAACCUUCCCAGAGCCAUCUUCAUCUCCAUCCCACUGGUCACAUUUGUGUAUGUCUUUGCCAAUGUGGCUUAUGUCACUGCGAUGUCGCCCCAGGAGCUGCUGGCAUCAAAUGCAGUCGCUGUGACUUUUGGAGAGAAACUCCUGGGAGUCAUGGCCUGGAUCAUGCCCAUUUCUGUCGCCCUGUCUACAUUUGGAGGAGUCAAUGGGUCCCUCUUCACCUCCUCCCGGCUGUUCUUUGCUGGAGCCAGGGAGGGCCACCUUCCCAGCGUGUUGGCCAUGAUCCACGUGAAGCGCUGCACCCCCAUCCCAGCCUUGCUCUUCACAUGCAUCUCCACCCUGCUGAUGCUUGUCACCAGCGACAUAUACACGCUCAUCAACUACGUGGGCUUCAUCAACUACCUCUUCUAUGGCGUCACGGUUGCUGGACAGAUAGUUCUUCGCUGGAAGAAGCCGGACAUCAACCGCCCCAUUAAGGUCAGCCUGCUGUUCCCCAUCAUCUACUUGCUGUUCUGGGCCUUCCUGCUGGUCUUCAGCCUGUGGUCAGAGCCCGUGGUGUGUGGCAUUGGCCUGGCCAUCAUGCUGACAGGGGUGCCGGUCUACUUCCUGGGUGUUUCUUGGCAGCACAAGCCCAGGUGUUUCAAUAAGUUCAUUGAGUUGCUGACCCUGGUGAGUCAGAAGAUGUGUGUAGUUGUGUACCCCAAGGGGGAUAAGGAUCCGAAGAUGGAGGAAAGGAACCAGGACAUGGAGCAGCAGCAGCCCAUCUGCCAGCCCCCUGCCUCCAAGGACAAGGACGUGGAGCCCUGAGGACCACCCUCCCCUCUCAGCUGCCUCCCUCCUCUCCCUUUCUGCCCUCUGCCCAGGUCCCCCAAACACACACACACUCGCUCACAAACUCACACACACCUCUGCCUCUGUCAAGCAGACACAAGACCUGGAUAUGGGUGGUGAGAAACUGUAAACAAAGAUACUGACAUUUGUACCCAAAGAUCUAGCCUCCUCUCACCCCCAAGGCCUGUGUCUAAAGCCACCUCUCCCUUCCUAGACUGCCCCCCUCCCCUGAGCUGCCCAAGCUCCGGCUGCUAGAGGAGCUGCCAGGGGUGCCCUCCACAGCCCUCCCUCCGGGGUCCACACCCUCAGUCGCUUCCUCAGGAACCCGAGUUCAGUACUGCCUUCCCUCCCCAUUCCUGAGCCCAAGGGAGGCCUCAGCUCCAAGAGAAGUGGCAGCAAUAGUGAGUCACUUGGGCGGGACAGACCCAACCAAAUCUGUCACCAUGAAAGGUCAGCUGGAGAGACCCAAGUCCCCCUCCCUUCACCAGGGACCCAAGAAAUCAGAGGUGAUGCUUCCCUCUGCCCCACGGCUCCCGGCCACCACCCUGGCCUGGGCCCCCUGUGCAAAGUAAGGCUCCUCGGGACAGCACGUCCCCACUGAGCUGAGGACCAAUGGGCUGGAGAACUGCCUUCUCCCCCUCCCCCAGCCAGGCCUGUGGAACAGAUUGGGAAAGGCUCAGAUUGCAGAAACCCAGCCCUGCCUCUGCCCCUGUAUCCUCCCCCCAACUCGGUGCCAAAGCUUCCUGAAGCCAGAAAUUUGCUUAUUAUCAGUGUAGUGGACAUUUCUCUCCUAAUGACAAAGCAGCUCCACUCCUCCUCCCUCCCACCUCCAUGGAAAGGAGCCCACCACCCUGUAACCCCCCCACAGCAAUGCCCCUACACAGCCCCAGGCAGCCAGCAAUGCCAGCACCCCCAUCCUGCCUUUUGGCACCCCCAUCCUGCUCUUCUCUUCUUUGGACCUUAGCUUCAGGACUGAUGGUGUGAAGGCUCCCCAAGCCCUUCAUGCCUGAAAGUUGAGCCAAAUCAGCCUUAAGUCACCUCCCAUCCAAGAACUGGAACCUAAAAAUACCCCCUGCUUCUAGCCCUCCAGUCACAGCUUCCCAGGGGGGAGGGCUUUUCCCAUCUCCCCAGAGGUGCCUAGCCUGUCUUGUAGAAAACUGGGAAGAAAGUGUAUUCUGAAGGCCAGUUCCUCCCCCAACUCAGAUCAUCCAUCCCUCCUCCUGCUCCCAUCAAGGUUCUGUCUGGACAGCCUCCAGGUCAGGAUGAGAGGGCCAUGGCAAAAAGUCACUGUGGGGGGCUCAGAAAAACCCUUUCUCUGUGGUUUGCAGACUUGCAGGUAUCCUGUCCUGCAGGCAGGGCUGCCAUUCCCCCUGCUCCAGAGAAAGUACUGUUGUUCCCCAUGCUCCAGAGAAGGUACUGUUGUUUGCCCUUGGCCCUUGGAGCCUCCCCACCUCAUCUGUUGGGCUAAGGACUGGGAUUCUUUUAUCCCAGGCAGAAGUCCCCCUCACCCCAACUCCUCAUACAGUUUGCUGCAACUGGAAUACCUGGGGAGCCCUUCUGGCCUACUUGGCCUCUGGCUCCUCACCUGGCCUGCCUGAACCUGCAUCAGUGAGAUGCUGGUUUGCUCCAAGUUGUGGCCCCUUCUGAGUGGACUCCAGGUAGACUGGGGCUGGCCCCUGGAAGAUCAGGGGACCAUCCUCUUGUUCCCUCUUGUCAUUCGUCCAACCUCCUCCAAUUAUUGUUUUGUUGGGUUUUUUUUUGUAAAGUGGAUGCCUUACUUUUUGGAUAAAUAUUUUUGAAGCUGGCAUUUCUAUUUCUUUGGGAUUUUUAAGUUUUUGGGGUUUUUUUCUCCCCUUCAGGAAGGGUUUUAGUUAUACCUGGAUAAUAGUCUUCUGUCUUUGUUUAGGUUUUAGAAUUUUGUUUUGUGAGGGUUUUUUGUUUUCUUUUUUGUUGAUGUAAUAAAAUUUUAAAUGGAAA
Molecule: messenger RNA, 3711 nt
Organism: Odocoileus virginianus texanus
Lineage: Eukaryota; Metazoa; Chordata; Mammalia; Artiodactyla; Cervidae
Source: RefSeq, a predicted model, not a curated record